GUGUGUGUUGCCCUUUGUGGAUCUGUCGCCCCCGCCCUGCUCCUGGAAGAGACUGGAAGCUCCCCCCCAGCUUUUGGCCCAAGCCCCCAUUACUGAGAGAGAAAGCAGGCUUUUGCCAAGGACUCCGAGGGGAGUGGACUCCACUCUGGUCGGAACCCAAGGCACCCAGCCCUCCCUGAGACAUUAUUGUAAGUUGGGCUGGGCCUGCAGACACGGCUCCUGGCGCUCCACCCCAGCCAGGGUGGUGCUUGUGUGGGAAGCGCUUGAAAUCCGGCUGCCAGACCCCUGGACGGCAGAGGCGGAGAGGGCUGGCCACCAUGCACAGCUCUUGCAGUCUCUCGGCACUUCUGCUGUCGCCGCUAUUGCUGCUGCUGCUACUGGCUACCAUGGACCCCAGCCGAGCCCUGAGCGCCAAUGAGAAACGGACACUAGUGGAGCUGCACAACCUCUACCGUGCCCAGGUGUCCCCGUCUGCCUCGGACAUGCUGCAGAUGAGAUGGGACGAGGAGCUGGCCGCCUUCGCCAAGGCCUACGCCCAGAAGUGCGUGUGGGGCCACAACAAGGAGCGUGGGCGGCGCGGCGAGAACCUCUUUGCCAUCACUGACGAGGUCAUGGAUGUGCCGCUGGCCAUGGAGGAAUGGUACCAGGAGCAUGCUUACUACAAUCUCAGCGCUGCCACCUGUGCACAGGGUCAGGUGUGCGGCCAUUACACGCAGGUAGUCUGGGCGAAGACAGAGAGGAUCGGCUGUGGCACCCACUUCUGUGAGAAGCUCGAGGGCGUAAAGGAGAUCAACAUCCAGAUCCUCGUGUGCAACUACGAGCCCCCGGGCAACGUGAAGGGCAAGAGGCCCUACCAGGAGGGAACUCCGUGCUCCCAGUGUCCCUCCGGCUACCGCUGUGAGGACAAGCUCUGCGAACCCAUCAGAGGCCCGGAAGAGGCUCAGGAUUUACCCGACCUGCAGUCCGCAUCUAACCCGGCAACUGAAGCCUCGGGUGCUGGGAAAUCAGGUGCCCCUUCCCUAGCCAGGGAGAGUACAUCCUCUCCGGCCACAGGGGGCACAGGUUUGCUGGCCACCAAGGCUCUACCUGAUGCAGAAACUCGGGCCCCCUCUUCCCUAGUGACCACAGAGCCCUUCUCCAUGGCAACUGAGGCCAUGUCUUCCUCAGUGAAUGAGGGCCCUUCCACUUUGGCAACUCAUAGGCUGCCCCCCCUAGAGGAGGAGCCAGAUACCCUCCAGCAAAUGACUCAGGCUCCUAGCCCCAAACUAAUGGACACAGUGGCCAGUGAGACCAGCAUACCCUCCCUGAGUCCACAGACAACCCUGUCCCCCAAGAUGUCCACAACAGGGACAAGUGGGCCCUCCCUGAGCCCAGAGAGAACCCUGUCCCCCAAAAUGUCCACAACAGGGACAAGUGGGCCCUCUCUGAGCCCAGGAAAAACCCUGUUCCCUAAAAUGUCCACAACAGGGACAGGUGGGCCCUCCCUGAGCCCAGAGAGAACCCUGUCCCCCAAAAUGUCCACAACAGGGACAAGUGGGCCCUCCCUGAGCCCAGAGAGAACCCUGUCCCCCAUGAUAUCCACAACCGGGACAAGUGGGCCCUCCCUGAGCCCAGAAAAAACCCUGUCCCCCAAGAUGUCCACAACAGGGACAAGUGGGCCCUCCCUGAGCCCAGAGAGAACCCUGUCCCCCAAGACAUUCCCAAGAGGGACAAGUGAGCCUCCACCCCAGGCCCAGUGGCCUCCUUCCAGUGAGAUCUUGGCCUCAGAUUUUCCAGUCCAAAAUCAGCCAGGUGAGCUGCAGGCCAUACUGGACCACAUGGGGCAUACUUCCUCCAAGUCCCUGUCCAGUAUCCCCAAUGUCUCUGCCAUCGCUAAUGCCACAGGUGGGCGUACCCUGGCCCUGCAGGCAUCCUUGCCAGGUGCAUCUGAAAAACACAGCAUGAAAUGGAGGAUGAAUGGGGGUCACAUGGGGGGCCCUCUGCAGGGCCUAGUGCUCCUACCUCUGCUGGUGUUGGCUGCCAUGUUCUGAAGGGGAACAGCACUCCAUGGCAAGGCCUGGUGUUGGGAGACCUCAUGCCCUCUCAAGAUGGUCUUGCUCCAAGGCGGAGGCCACAGCUUCCUGGGCAGGUCCUGCUCUGUGGCUCAGUUGUCCCUAGUUGCCUCAGCUUCCGUUCAACUUCCAGGCCAGGCCUCCCAGCCCUGGGAGCCCCACGCCACAGCAGCACCUGUGCCUCUGGGGAUCGCCCUCGGCCACUGUUGCUGUGCAGUGGCCCCUGGGACCUCGCAGGCCUGACUGCUCUCCUAGAGCCAGAGCAUCCAGGACUUCCCCGGGGACCUCUGGCAUCUCCCAGUUCCUGGUCUCUUCCUUGAGCCAUCUGAGGCCAGGGCUGUUCCAGAUGUGGCUUCUGCCUCCCCCCAUCCUGCCAUGUCCCUCACCCUGUCCCCAGCCCUUGGUGGAAGGCCCUCAGGGAGGGGAAGACCAAGCAUGCUGGAGGCAGACCUGGCCGGUUGGGAGCUGGCUGGUGACUGUACAGCAGCCCGCCCCACCCCCCACCUGCCAUGGGGGCUGGAGGGUGGCAUUAGGGGAGCCCUGCGUGCUUGGCCUGGGGCUGUCCCCGAGAACCUUUGUAGCUGUGUUGGGACAGGGUGGUGGUGAGGAGCAGAUGAAAGACAAGCCCCACGCAGGCGGGGUGCUGCUGAGUGGGGGAGCUGGGGGCUCCUAAAUAAAGCCUGCUUGAGAGUCCCUGUAGUCUAACUGCUGCGUGAGCAAGGGCAGAGCAGUGCUGCUGGCAUUGGCAUUCUCCAAGCUGUGGCCAUUCCUCCUGCUCUUUCACAGCCCACUCCCCCAGAACCCUCCAGAUGUUGCCUCCUCUUCUUCUCUACCCUCACAUUGCCCCCACCCAAAUGCCAGGCAGCCUGCCAGAAG
Messenger RNA from Ochotona princeps (American pika), 2927 nucleotides. It is a transcript of the gene PI16, whose product is annotated as peptidase inhibitor 16. The coding region runs from base 318 to 2030 and encodes 570 amino acids. Gene Ontology annotation, cellular component: extracellular region. The transcript has 6 exons. The record is from RefSeq and is a predicted model, not a curated record. Lineage: Eukaryota; Metazoa; Chordata; Mammalia; Lagomorpha; Ochotonidae.